CCACACUCUUAUCGUUUCUCCGAAGUUAUCAAAAAAGGAAAAAAAUCAAAAUCAAAAUAUCAAAUAAAUAAAAAUCUCGCAAAAUAUUCUCCAAAAGAUUUAAAAGAUCGCAAAACACACAAACUUAAUCUCUCUCGCUGUCUAAACAAAAACCCUAAAUAUCAGAGCAGUAUAGCGGCGGCGGUUGCAUCUGGAAUUUCCCCGACAACAGCGAUGGUUGAUCAAGUCAUCCCUAAUCAACCAGCGGUUACAGUUGCUUCUCCUCCUCACGCGACUCAGGUAGCUGCCGUUGCGGCUGCGGCGGCCGAGGCGUUUGUAACGCACCCUAACUCGUCUCUCUAUGUGGGAGAUUUGGACCAAACUGUCAACGAAGCACAUCUGUUGGAUCUCUUCAACCAAGUGGCUCCUGUCCAAACAGUUAGGGUUUGUCGCGACUUGACUCGUCGUUCACUUGGAUACGCUUACGUCAACUUCGCGAAUCCCGAUGAUGCCAUGCGAGCAAUGGACAUCCUCAACUACACUCCGAUCAAAGACAGACCCAUAAGGAUCAUGCGUUCGAACCGUGACCCGAGCACUAGACUCAGCGGCAAAGGCAAUGUUUUCAUCAAAAACCUGGACUUAACAAUCGACAACAAAGCACUGUACGACACCUUCUCGAGUUUCGGGACCAUACUCUCAUGCAAGGUAGCCAUGGACAGUACGGGAAAGUCAAGAGGUCACGGCUUCGUUCAGUACGAGAAGGAAGAAACCGCUCAAGCCGCUAUCGACAAGCUUAACGGGAUGCUUCUCAACGACAAGCAAGUCUAUGUGGGACCCUUUGUCCGUCGUCAGGACAGGACUCGUGAGAGCGGUGCGGUCCCGCGUUUCACCAAUGUCUACGUGAAGAAUCUGCCUAAGGAGAUUACUGAUGAUGAGCUUAAGAAGACGUUUGGGAAGUACGGAGAGAUCUCUAGUGCGGUUGUGGUGAAAGACGAGAGUGGGAACUCGAGGUGUUUCGGGUUUGUGAACUUCGAGAGCCCUGAGGCGGCGGCGGUUGCGGUUGAGAAGAUGAAUGGGAUUAGUCUUGGGGAGGAUGUGUUGUACGUUGGGAGGGCGCAGAAGAAGGCUGAGAGGGGUGAGGAGCUGAGGAGGAAGUAUGAGCAAGAGAGGUUGGAGAAGUCGUACGGAACCAAUUUGUAUGUGAAGAAUUUUGAUGAUGGUGUGAAUGAUGAGAAGCUUAAGGAGAUGUUUGCUGAGUAUGGUGAUGUGACCUCAAGCAAGGUUAUGACGAACCCAGAAGGUUUGAGCAGAGGGUUUGGUUUUGUUGCGUACUCUAGUCCUGAAGAAGCUUUAAAAGCUAUGAAUGAAAUGAAUGGGAAGAUGAUAGGAAGGAAACCUCUUUACGUUUCUUUUGCUCAACGCAAGGAAGAGAGGAAGACUCGUCUUCAGACUAUGUUUUCUAUGAGACCAAAUGCACCAAUGGCUGGGUACCCAACAGGAGGGCCAGCUGCAGGGCCACACCAUCAAAUGUACAUGGGCCAGAACGGUCAAGGUAUGGUGCCGUCACAGCCUAUGGGGUAUGGGUACCAACUUCAGUUCAUGCCUGGUGUGCGUCCGGGUGCUGGCCCGGCCAACUUCAUGAUGCCUUACCCUCUUCAGAGGCCAAAUCAACCUGGUCCUCGUUUUGGGUUCAGGCGUGGUGCUCCUAACAUGCAGCAGCACUUCCAGCAACAACCACAAAUGAUGCAGCACAAUGCAAACUCUGGAAUGAGAUACAUGGGAGGUCCGGGUAACAGGAUGAACGGAGUGGAAGCAGCUGCCCCACAAGGCAUCAUGGAUGCAUCUGCAAUCUCUCACAAUGCUUCUCAAAACCCACUGAGGCCACCUCUCCUCCCCAUUUCUAAGCUCACUUCUGCCUUGGCAUUGGCUAGCCCUGCCAAUCACUCACAGAUUCUUGGGGAGCAGCUAUACCCACUUGUGGAAAAGCAGGAGCCAGUCCAUGUAGCCAAGGUUACAGGAAUGUUGCUAGAGAUGGACCAAGCGGAGAUCUUGCACCUUCUUGAGUCACCUGAAGCUCUUAAGGCCAAAGUGUCUAUGGCUUUGGAUGUCCUCAGACUCUCUGCUAAUCCGUCAGCUGUGUCAUCCGUUGAUGACCAGUUUGCUCCCUCCUCAACGGAGUGAAAUGAGUAUUUACCCAUAAAAAAGACUAAUGUUUCUUCUGGCUUUAUUAGACAAAAUGCUCUUUGAAAACUUUUAGGACGUCUUGAAUCUUCCCGUUUGCAACUUUAGUUUACAUUUGGUUUUCUUUUCUUUUAAGACUAGUUUUUGUUUUGAGUCUAUCUAAUGAUAUAACUCUUUGGACCUCCUCUAAUUUCUUUUGCAAUC
Messenger RNA from Brassica rapa (field mustard), 2364 nucleotides. RefSeq names its product polyadenylate-binding protein 5. Lineage: Eukaryota; Viridiplantae; Streptophyta; Magnoliopsida; Brassicales; Brassicaceae. Gene Ontology annotation, molecular function: RNA binding. The record is from RefSeq and is a predicted model, not a curated record.